GGCAUAAAAGUCAGACCAAUUGUUCUGUUUGGUCCAAGUGGCUGUGGUAAGAGUACACUGAAGAAUCGCCUGAUGAAGGACUAUCCUGACAAGUUUGGUUUCUCUGUGUCACGUAAUUAGAAUAUUUAUGUUAUAUAUAAUUAUUUUCAAUUUUUAUUACAUUCAUUUCACCAAACCUAGCUACCCAACGUGAGCAAAUUUACUAUCCUGUUUAUUGAAAAUUGAUAGAGUGACUUCCUGUUCAGGUUGCAGUAGAAAAAAGAAUAACACAUCACAAAAAGUGGCAUUAUUUUGUUUUAUUAUAUUUGAGCCCUAUGUUUUUUCUUUAGGUCCUUAGUCAGCCCCUUUCAUCAUCAACAUCAUUAUCAGGGUUUGUAUUCACUCUUGAAAAAGGAACCCCUCCCUGGAUUGAUCCCACAGGUGUCUGUGCUUGGCUAAUCUUGACCAUAAGAGUCCAAUCUGUCUAGUUAGAGGAUCUCUCCAUCUUGUUUUUGGACGACCCUGUUCACUGGUCCAAUCUACAUGUAGCUCUUGGGCUCCACUCUGUUGCUCUGAUGGUCCAACAAUUAUCAGCCCCUUUUCUUGCACUUAUCCAACCCCGAGAAUUUCUUCAAUCCAUUACUCAAUUGAGGAAUUCAGUUUUUCGUAAUCGGCCUUUAUUAGUUAUUAAUUUCAUAAUGUGCUCUUGAAAUAUUGUUGCAAUCCAAGUGAUUUGAGUGAAAUGCUUCAUUCUUUUAGAUACUACACGAAGUCCACGACCAGGUGAAACUGAUGGGAAAGGUAAUCCAUAAUAUCAUUGUUAAUAAGUGGGUAUUUUAUUAAUAAUAAGUGUGGUUAUGCUCGCUUAGACAAAUGGUAAAAAGGCAUUUCCCAGAUAACUGGAUAACAAGGCAAUGGUAAAUUUAAUUUGCUCUUAUGGGUAGAUGGACUUGCUUUAUGGGCAAACUUAUACAAUCAAUAAGCAAAAAUGGAUGGGAACCAGGAAAUUGUUGUUUAAACAUGAAUAGGGAAAGGUAAAUCCAUAAUAUCACCCUAAGAGACCUGACUAUUAGUUAUUAAUUUCAUAAUGUGCUCUUGAAAUAUUGUUGCAAUCCAAGUAAUUUGAGUGAAAUGCUUCAUUCUUUUAGAUACUACACGAAGUCCACGACCAGGUGAAACUGAUGGGAAAGGUAAUCCAUAAUAUCAUUGUUAAUAAGUGGGUAUUUUAUUAAUAAUAGGUGUGGUUAUGCUCGUCAUGGUAAAAGGCAUUUCCCACGGUAACAAGGCAAUGGUAAAUUUAAUAUGGGUUUACUUUCAGUGACUUGUAACGUGGUUAUUCGUGAAUUAAAUCCCAAGGUAAUUAGCCACUUAUGGACUCAUUCACACUUCUGUGCUAAAAAUCACCGUAAACCAAGGUAGCAUUUCAUGUUGUGUUGAAAAUUUCCCUGUGACUUUCAUCUUAACAUGAAAUCUGCCAUGUCAACGUCCAUCUUUCUCUCAACACCUCAAAUAAAACCUGUUAAAUAAAGCAAUUUUUUUGGCGGUUUCACUUUGUGUCUAAUGAAGAAAGCAGAAUUGGUUGGUUGCCUUGGGUAUCAAAAACCCUCGCUAUUUACCACGUUAAAUGUCAUCAGCACUUUCUUUCUUGUUUUUGACACAAUCAUGACAUUUCACAUGGUAAAUUUAUCUCAGGAAAAUCCAGUCACAUAAUUAUGUGUGCACCAGCCCAAAAAAUGAGUGAAAGGGUUAUUUACCAUGGUUUAGUGACAUUAAAAGUGUCCUGUGUAACCGCACCUAUUGGUUAGUUAUUCAUUUCUACCAUACACAUUAACUAACACUGCAUAAAAAAAGGUUGUGAAAUUAGAGACCUCCCUUCAAGAUGGAUACCUUUGUUACAAGGCAGAUAUCUGCCCUAAUGUACAUGUAGUAAGUUUUACUUAACUGGAGGCACAAUCAAAGAAUAGCUGACUAUUAACAAUUUAUUAUAGCAUUUUUGCCACUUGACAUUGUGUUCUUUGCUCAAUAAUGACUUGUAGAUUUGAUUACCAGUAGGAUCACUGGAUUGAGCAAAAAAGCCAGCUUUGUCCUAGAAACUCUGAUUCCCUUUUUCCUCUUUGUGACCAUCAUAUACACAAGGAAAUACUGCUAUAAAAACAAGUACCCCAGAAACCUGGAAAUUCUGUAAUAGUUUCUUCUGAUGUUACAAUUUCACCAACCCUUUUACGGUCAGUUUGUAUGAAUUCAUUCAUUUGAAUCAAUGAUGGUUGUUAAAAAAAUGUCACAUCCUCACAAUGUAUUUUUUGCAGUUUCUCAAUAAAACAGCUUGCUGACCUGCCUUGAAUGUAAAGGCAUGUUUUAUAAUUUUGCUGCUUAGUUGUUACAUAUUAAGGGUCCAUCCACAGAAAUUUAUUUCCAAGUGUCACAUAGCUGUUAAAAAUAAAUGCCAAUAAAAGACAUAUCUGUCAAAGUUCCCCAGCUUUUUUAUUGUGAAGUACCCUUAUUCAAAAUUUUGUAUACUUAUAUUCCAGUACUUCAACCUUUCUGUGGUAAAGCAGUGUCCCAUUUUACUUUUUAUUAUCGUUGCAUGUGUCUUUGUUUCAGAGUAUCACUUUACUAACCGUGAAACAAUGCAAAAAAGCAUUGAUGCUGGUGAUUUUAUUGAAUCAGCAGUUUAUAAUCAAAACCUCUAUGGGACAAGGUGAGCGCGUAGUUACCGUCACUGUAUUUAUUCGAUUAAGGGUCUAACCUCAAAUAACCGCCCACCCUAUAGGCAGGAAAAGUUAAUAAGCACCCAGCCUCUACUACUCUCCACCAGAAAAAAAUUCGACCUUACUGACAAAGAGAUUUAAAUAGACUAUUACAAAAAAGAGACUUGCCUAAAGACCCAGUUUCUAAACUGUCAAUGAAUAGUUCAAAUUCUGGUUUGGAACAUCUUCACGUUUUGCUGCAACAUAAAAUUGCCAUAAUUGCUUAAAAUUGUCAGAUUUUAAGAAGUGCCCAGCCUCAAAUAAGCACCCACUUUUAAUGUCCAAAAAUUUCAUAAGCACCCAGAGCACUUAACUGAAUAAAUACAGUAUUUCUAAAUAAACCACUCUCAACUAUUAAUAUUAUUGAAAUAAUGAUAUGAGGAUCUACAAGCUGUCUGUUGAGCUUGAGGUUGAUCAAUCAGUGUUUGCUAUUGAGUGUAAUAUUGUCAAGAAGCAGAUCAAAGAUUUACAUUUUUGUGUGUUGUUAAACCUUGCUAGUAUUUUACUGCUCACUCUAACAGUAUUCAGUAGCUCCUAAUGACCUGCUCUUGGGUGUGGCCUCUCAUGCCUUUAAUUCUGACAGCAUGGAAAUAUUAUGUUCAAUUUUUGUUCAUGUGCAUAACAUUAUUAACCCUAGACAUACUGUGUUUCAUAGGCUAAUAGCCCUGCGUUUAAGGUCCACCUGAUGCCGUUAGUCAGUUACAAGACUUGUCUGAGGGAUAUCUAAGGCAGUUGUUAUUUUGUGCAUUUCACCAUGAUAGCAACUUUCCUCUAAAGGCCUGAAUAUAAUGAGGUGAGCCAGGCUGGCCCUCUUUACUGGGCCGGGCUCAUGCCUUAUUUCUUAAAUGAGAAGGUGGGCUGACCCGCUUACUUUAUCUUGGCUUGAGCAACCAAGAUCUUGGCCAGCUUGGCUCUCCUGCCUUCUCAUAUAACCAUAAUGCAAAUUUUAUGAGGUAAGAAGGCAUAAGCCGAGCCAGCCCAGCAAAGCAGGUCAGCCAGGCUAACUGCUCUUGCUCACCUCAUAUAAACAGGCCUUAAGUUACAACACUUUAUACUAGAUUCUAAUAAUUUAUACAUUAUACUAAAAUGAUCAAAAAGCAAGCUCUAAUGACCAUUUUUUAUAAUGGUUAUUUGAAUCAGUUAAUUAAUUCCCUUUUGAUCCUGAAUGUUACAGUAAAAAGGCAGUUCAAGAUGUUCUUGAUGCAGGCAAAGUUUGUUUACUGGACAUUGACAUGCAGGUAUAAAACUUACCAAAUAAUAAUAAUAAUAAAUAUGAUAAGGGAACAAUGAUUGACUGUGUUUUGAUAAAAAUAUGUAGUGUUUGUUUCAGUAAGGAAGAGAUAUUGCAUGUAAGAGAAGUGAUUGAUUAGGAACUUAAAUAUUUCACUUGGAGUUUUCAUCCAAGGAACAAGAAAAUUAGAAUUUUUCUGAUACUUGGUUUAUAUUUGAGUUUUAGAAUAUUCCAGCAUAUUUACUCUCUCUUUUCUCUGACUUGUAAUGCUGUUUGCAGAGCUCCACAGUUUUGGAGAGAACAAGUAAAUUGUAAAUUGUAAAUAUGUUAUUAUCCACUCCUCUCAGGGCUUUUCAGGGAUAAUUUACAACACUGGUUAGGGGACUGGUUGCCAGACUGCUUAAGUUGCAGUUUACAAGUAAUGAAGGAGUGAGUGUGAAAGUGAGAUACAUGUGGACCACUACACCGGGCACUACAUACCCUACUCUUUACGAAGAGUGUGCGGUUUCUUUAAUGUCCCACGGAUUUAUUACAUGUGCAAGGGCUUGUGAGAUGGGGCCUAUGGUUUAUCGUCCUUAUCCGAGAAGACUAGAAAGGCUAACCAUUUGCAGAUGUUAUUUAGGCAGCACUUUCUCCUCACUUAUUUAAAGACCCUGGCCAGGCUUUGAACCUACGGCCUCCGGCUUAGCAGACCAGCACUUAUCCCAUUGAGCUAAUCCGACUUUUAAUAGCAACAAGACUUUGCAACUCUAGUUAUUAUCUGUGCCAAACUAAAAAUGUAACUUCUUACAGAGCCUUCAGUGACUUUGCUUUACUUAAGUUAUGUGCUGGCACUUUAAUAUUCAAGAAUCAUCAUAUACACCCAUAUCGUCAUGAUGCACUGUAGGUGACUAAAGGUGAAGUUUUAUGGACAGUAGUGAACAAACUAAACCUAUUAAGGUGUCAAAAAAGGUGGAUUUUAAACCUUCAAAAAAUGUUUCAACAAAUUUUGGAAACAAAAUGUUUUUAAAUAAGCAUGUUAGUGCUGACAAUCAAGAUUUCAGAUUGUCUUACGGAGAAUAGAAUUAAAAAGCAGGUGAAAAAUACAUUAUCUGCCUAGCAUAUUAAUUGUGUCAAGUGAGAGCAGCGUCUCCUUUUCUGUUCAUUUUAGAUAUAAAGGAGAAUAGGACUGCACAUUAAUAGGGAAUACACAGACUCAACAUAUAAACCAGAUACGUAAACUAUGCUUUGGUAAAACAUUUCAUGUCCUAUCUUUGGAUGUUUAAAAGUCUCCUAAAAAAAGCAACAGUUUGUUCUACAAUAGAAUGUAAAUAAUUAUUUUCUUUGUUUUUCAGGGAGUUGUUAUUUUAAAGAAAACAGGCAUGGAUUGUUACUAUAUUUUUGUAAAGACACCAUCACUGGAAGAACUGGUACAUAACUGUUUUACAUGGUGCCUGGUACUGCGGGUUUGCUAGCUGGUCCCCUACAAUUAAGCUAAUAAUUUAUUAUUCAUUUAGUUUAAUAAAUAGUAUGUAAUCUAAUUUGCUCAAAUCUUCUGGCUUUCUCUGCAUAACCAGCGACGACCAGUUGCAAAAAUGUUGAGACACUCUGAAGAGAAGCCUGCCUUUUUUACCCAAAAUAUCUGCUUGACAUGCAUUUGUGAGAUAUAACACUGGCCCCCUCCCUCUCCUCCCUUCAAAUUUGUUUCCUUAAGUAGUAUAUGCUAGCAACAUUGUCAAAAGGGGGAGGGAGAUCACAAACACUAAGUCAUUGACAAGAAUAAUCUUGCACAUUGAACUGUGCUGUAUGAUCAUGCACACUUUCUGUUAAAUACACCUGCAUAUUUGAAUUUAUGAAAAGUAGCAAAUUUGCAAUGUCGGAUUUUCACUGUGCAUGUCAUUUUACACACAGAACAACAGUUAACUAAGGGGGAAAUUGAAAUGCAGGGAUGAUUUUUUUUUUCCUGAUUUCCAAACACAUCACUUUAUUGUUUUCCUUUGUCUUCUCUAUUUGAAUUUAAAUUUGAAUUUUCAGUCAAUUUCUGAGUUUGUUUUCUGUAGGAAAGACGUCUUCGUGCUCGUGGCACAGAAACAGAAGAAUCACUUUCAAGGAGGUUAAACAUAGCAAAGACUGAACUUGCAUAUGGUAUGACAUUCUUCAGCAACACUUAAAUCACACUUAUUUUAACUAUACAUUGGAAACUCUCAAUACGGACACCGAAGGGAGAGAGCGAAGUGUCCGUAUUAGAGAGGUGUCCGUAUGAAAGAGGUCACUAUGAUGACGUCACUUUUAUGACUCCAGUUACAGUUUUAAUUGUUCAGUAGCUAUAACCAGGCUAACACUCGUCUUUAAACAGCAUUUAAAGUUAUUAAUUCACAAUACGACACUGUCUUUCAGUAGCAUAGAACAUUGUACAUCUCAGCUAUAAACAAAUUACCGUUUUGAAACGAAACGAGCCACAGCGCAAUGCUGCAUGUAAAAAGUUGUAAUGUAAAGCACAAUUCUGAAAGCAUCUUUUGCUAUUUUGCCAGUGCAGUAAACAGUAACUAGAGCGCGAAAUGUAAUAGAAAAAAUCGUUAUGCUAUCUGUAGUUAUUGAAGCCUUCAAAAAGUCAGUUGUGUUCCUCUGUACACCUUUCGCAAAUCGUUGUUUCAUAUACAGCAACUGGGCUUUAUAUCACCUUGCAUAGCUCAUCAGCCAGACUAGAUAGGAUUCACCCUGUGCAGAUUCACCUAAUUGGGAUUCGGGAUUCACCUGAUUACCGCAGUGUCCGUAAUAAAGAGGUUAAGUUGAUAUAAAUUUACUCUCUGGGGCCAAGAUUUAGUGUCCGUUGUCCACAUUAGAGAGAGUCCGUAUUAUAGAGGUUUUUUUUAAAGAAAAUAUAUGGAAAUUUUGUCGGGUUAUGGGAAACUGUCCGUAACAGAGAGGUGUCCGUACCGAGAGGUUCGACUGUAUCUUUAUCCCCCAUAUCUAUCGUCCUUUAUGAGCCUUCAUUAGCUAAUGACCAAGUAUCAAGAAUUACAAUGCUGUCAUCUGUAGAAGGUGGUAUGGCCAGUCUAUUAGAGCGCUAUCCUAUCCAUGUGACCAUGAGUUCAGGUCCCACCCUCAGUGAGCCCAAUCUGUAUUUGUUCACAGCACUUGUAAAUAGCAAACUGGUUUGGGAUUCUUAACAAGACUAUGAUUAUUUGAUAAAUUUUUUCAUUGUUAUGCACAAGAUAUCCAGCCGGAUGAUUUAUGUAAAUGGUAAGCACCCCAGGUUAAUCAUCUCUUCUUUUAAUUCUUUUUCUUUUUCACUUCAGCUGAAGAACCUGGUAAUUUUCAUAGUAUAAUUGUCAAUGAUGAUCUUGAAAUUGCCUACAAUGAAUUCAAGGACACUAUCAGCAAGGUAAAAUACUUAUUUUGUUUGUUUAUAGUCUAG
Porites lobata is the source of this 7354-nucleotide messenger RNA. Lineage: Eukaryota; Metazoa; Cnidaria; Anthozoa; Scleractinia; Poritidae. The record is from the annotation of a GenBank genome assembly.